AUGGAUUCCCGCGUUUUCAAAUCUUUACUACUCCUCUCUUCUUUCAUCAUCGUCUUCUCCAAAGCUAAUUCUGUCGCAGCAGCUGAUCAUACACUCACCUCAUCAUCGUCUCCAAAUUCAUCCAAUAAUUCUCUGGUCAACACUACUCGUACUACCCACCUCUCUGCAGCUGCAAUGGCGGCCUGCAAAUCCACACCUUUCCCCGACUCCUGUUUCCAUUCCGCCAAGCUUUCCAUCUCCAUUAACAUAUCACCAAACGUCCUCUCUAUCAUCCUCCAGUCCCUCAACUCCGCCCUGUCCGAAGGCUUCACGCUCUUAAAACUCCUCGCCGACGCCGGCGGCGCCAAUCUCGUCGAGAAACAGAGGGGCACCAUUCAGGACUGCCGGGACCUCCACCAGAUCACACUCUCUUCAUUGAAGAAGUCUCUCUCCUGGAUCAAAACUCCAGGACACUCCAAACUGGCCAACGCCAGAACCUCCCUCAGCGCUUCUCUCACCAAUAAAGUCACGUGCUUGGAGGGCCUCAGCUCAGCCUCGGGCCCGAUGAAAUCUUCACUCGAAACUUCCCUGACCUCCGCUUACUCCCACGUCAGCAACUCCCUGUCGUUGCUGCCCCGCCGGAGUCCUCCGCCGGACCACCGCGGUCGCAACCGGCGGCUCCUCGGCUUCCCCUCGUGGCUGCCCAGAAAAGCCCGACGCAUUCUGAGCUCCGACUACAGAUACGAUCCCAGUGAAGUGGAUAUCAUAGUGUCCGCCGACGGCACCGGGGACUUCACCACCAUCUCCGACGCGAUCAAUUUCGCGCCGGACAACAGCGACGACAGAACGUUCAUUUACAUCAGAGAAGGAGUGUAUAACGAAAACGUGGAGAUCCCCAGCUGGAAGCCCAACAUUGUCUUCCUCGGCGACGGAACUGAUCUCACCGUAAUCUCCGGCAGCCGCAGCGCCGGCGACGGAUGGACUACUUACAGAUCUGCUACAGUAGCUGUAUCUGGGCAGGGAUUCCUGGCGAGGGACAUAACAUUCACGAACACCGCCGGCGCCGCCAAGGGCCAGGCCGUAGCCCUCCGGAUAAACGCAGACUACGCCGCCGUGUACAAGUGCAACAUCACCGGUUUCCAGGACACCCUAUACGUCCAUUCGUUCCGACAAUUCUACAGAGAAUGCGACAUUUACGGAACCAUAGACUACAUCUUCGGCAACGCGGCGGCUGUCUUCCAGGCCUGCAACAUCUAUUCAAGAUUGCCGAUGCCGGGGCAGGGGACAGUGAUCGCCGCCCAGUCCCGCCAAAGCCUCGCCGAGAACACCGGGAUUUCGUUCCAGAAUUGCAGUGUCCUGGCGACGGAAGAAUUGAGGUCCAAAUCGAGCACAGUGAAGAGCUACUUGGGCAGGCCCUGGAGAAACUACUCGACGACAGUUUACAUGAAGUCGUACAUUGAUGGUUUCAUAGCCCCCGAAGGGUGGAGUAAAUGGGAUGGGGAUCAGGGCCUCCAUACUCUGUAUUAUGGAGAGUACGGAAAUUACGGGCCCGGAGCCAGCCUGGAUAAUCGGGUUACUUGGGAGGGAUAUCAUCGGAUGGAUGACGACGAUGCUUCUGGGUUCACAGUGUCUGAGCUCAUCGAUGGACAGACAUGGCUGGAUUCCACUUCCUUUCCUUUUGAUGAUGGAGUUUAAUUUUGUUGUUGUAGUUUUUUA
Andrographis paniculata is the source of this 1695-nucleotide messenger RNA. Its product is annotated as probable pectinesterase/pectinesterase inhibitor 12. The record is from RefSeq and is a predicted model, not a curated record. Lineage: Eukaryota; Viridiplantae; Streptophyta; Magnoliopsida; Lamiales; Acanthaceae. The coding region runs from base 1 to 1674 and encodes 557 amino acids. Gene Ontology annotation, molecular function: pectinesterase inhibitor activity; pectinesterase activity. The transcript is spliced from 2 exons. Gene Ontology annotation, biological process: cell wall modification.